Alternaria rosae is the source of this 1551-nucleotide messenger RNA. Its product is annotated as mannosyl-oligosaccharide 1,2-alpha-mannosidase. Bases 1 to 1551 code for a protein of 516 amino acids. The record is from RefSeq and is a predicted model, not a curated record. Lineage: Eukaryota; Fungi; Ascomycota; Dothideomycetes; Pleosporales; Pleosporaceae. Gene Ontology annotation, biological process: carbohydrate metabolic process; N-glycan processing. The transcript has 6 exons. Gene Ontology annotation, molecular function: mannosyl-oligosaccharide 1,2-alpha-mannosidase activity; calcium ion binding. Gene Ontology annotation, cellular component: endoplasmic reticulum; membrane.
AUGUCGCGUUCUUCUGUGCGAAAUCGCAAACGCGAGACAAGCCAUGCUCGAAAGGUCAAUGGCCACGCAACAUCCUCGCCAAUUUCAUCCCCCUGGUGGGUUUCUAAAACACCAUACCUCACAGCGGCGACUCUCCUCGGAGCCUCUUGGCGGUCCACCCCGCCUAGCGAGUGGGAGAAUCGACGGCAGCAGGUCAAAGAUGCUUUUGUCAGUAGCUGGGAUGCGUAUUCCAAAUACGCCUGGGGCUAUGAUCAGUUUCACCCGAUUUCCAAGCAAGGCUCAAUGAUGAGCCCGAAGGGACUUUGUUGGAUCAUCGUUGACAGUCUCGACACGAUGAUGAUCAUGAACCUUGCAUCUCAACUAGCCGAUGCAAGAAGCUGGUUGCAUCGCAGCCUAGAUUAUGAGCAAGAUCAAGAUGUCAAUACGUCCGAGACCACGAUACGCAUCAUCCACUUGGCAAGCCGAAGAGGUCUUGUGUCAGAUGCUGAUGGCGGCGCUUCGUCGACAGCAGAAGCAACAACACUACAGAUCGAGAUGAAAUACCUGUCGAACGUUACCGGCAACGAGAUAUACUGGCGUAAAGCUGAGAAGGUUAUGGAGGUUGUUGACAGCGUCAACGUGCACGAUGGUCUCAUACCAAUCUUCAUUACGCCCCGUUCGGGUCAGUUUACGACGCGAGAAAUCCGUCUCGGAAAGUACCUCAUCAAGCAGUAUCUACAAACAUCCGAGCCAAUCUACCUCCAGAUGUGGGAGGAGGCUUUGAUAGGAAUUCAGAAGCAUCUGAUCAUUCCGACCAAGCAUGCAAAGCUUAUCAUCGUCGCCGAACUACCUAGCGAAAUUGGCGGCUCGUUAUCGCCAAAGAUGGACCCUCUUGUCUGCUUUCCCCCCGGCACCAUCGCACUCGGAGCGACAAACGGGCUCACCGAAGCUGAAGCCCGCCGUCUACCCAGCUGGAAUAACGACACUUCUCAACAAAUGAAACUGGCAAGAAAGCUUACAAAGACCUGUUGGGGCAUGUACAAGGUGACCGACACCGGUAUAGCACCGGAAUUCGUGUGGUUUCAGGCGAGCGAUGAUUCAUUGCAGUCUAGGAAGAGUAUGCCGCGCGCGCCCUUGGCUCGCAGUUCAAACUCCGAAGAGGUCUGGAAGAAAGACUUCAACAUCAAACCCCUUGAUGCGCAUAAUCUCCAGCGACCGGAAACGGUCGAAAGUCUAUUCAUGAUGUGGCGUAUUACAAAGGAUCCCAUUUACCCAGAGUGGGGCUGGGAGAUCUUCCAAGCCUUCUUGGACUACUCGACCGUUCCGCUACGAGAGGAUUUCAUUUCUCUCAAUGACGUGAAUGCUAUUCCGCCUCCGCGACGAGACAAUAUGGAGAGCUUUUGGCUGGCCGAAACGCUCAAGUAUUUAUACCUGCUCUUCUCACCGGACGACGUUCUUCCUCUCACUGAUGUAGUGUUCAACAUCGAGGCGCAUGUGUUUCCUAGGAUGGGCAUGGGCAAAUUCAAGACAGGCUGGCAACGCAAGCCUAGGAAGAGUGCACGAGGCCCGUGA